AUGACCCCCAAAUCCACGUGCGCUUCAGUAGGAAGAAAUGGGACCUUUACAUCUAACUGGAGUUCAACAUUAGAUCUCACACCAGGGUCCCUAAACAUCACCACAGACCAACAAGACAACCACAGAGAUUUUGAGUCUGGUAACUUAGACUCAUCGACUGAAGAAUGCUCUUCUACGUUUAGUGAUGACAACACAAGAAAGAAAAGCCCGAAGAAAACGAUGCCAGGAAAAUCACCAAGCAAACAACGUGGCAAUCGCAGAGUGAAGGCAAACGACAGAGAAAGGCAUCGUAUGCAUGAGCUGAACUCCGCGCUGGAUACACUGAGAAGCGUGCUUCCAACUUUUCCUGAUGACGCGAAACUGACCAAAAUCGAGACUUUAAGAUUCGCUCACAAUUACAUUUGGGCAUUGUCAGAAACACUGAGAAUUGUAGACCACGUUCGACAAAUUUCAACUCAUGUUAGAGAUCAGGACAACCUCACGGUGUCAGGUGUGUGCUUGGAUAUGCGUUACAGCGCGUCGGGUGCUUGCGUGUCCAAGUGGCCCUCCACAAACUCAUCAACAAACUGGCAAGAAACACAAUGCCACUGCACUGAUUUUUUUCUGGAAAAAUUUAACAGCAAUUUUCAGGAAAAUUUGACAUUUCGUCUGGCAGGGGAAAGCCUUAUAUGCGAUUAA
Molecule: messenger RNA, 678 nt
Organism: Xyrauchen texanus (razorback sucker)
Lineage: Eukaryota; Metazoa; Chordata; Actinopteri; Cypriniformes; Catostomidae
Gene: neurog3
Product: neurogenin 3
Exons: 1
Coding region: 1-678 (225 amino acids)
Molecular function (GO): protein dimerization activity
Source: RefSeq, a predicted model, not a curated record